Molecule: messenger RNA, 5556 nt
Organism: Phyllostomus hastatus (greater spear-nosed bat)
Lineage: Eukaryota; Metazoa; Chordata; Mammalia; Chiroptera; Phyllostomidae
Gene: PIP4K2B
Product: phosphatidylinositol-5-phosphate 4-kinase type 2 beta
Exons: 10
Coding region: 489-1739 (416 amino acids)
Biological process (GO): phosphatidylinositol metabolic process
Molecular function (GO): phosphatidylinositol kinase activity
Source: RefSeq, a predicted model, not a curated record
CUUGGCACGUCAGGUUGCGGGAUAGAGCCAAACCCUGGCUUUGGGGGCCCAGAGAGGGAUCCUCUUCCGCGGCAGACAGCGAGACCCCCCAGCCCUUCUCCCCUCCUUGCUUGGGCGCGGGGCUUUGAGGCGUGUGUAGGCCGGCUGAGUCCCUGUCAGGCCCGGGGAGGAGGGGCGGGCGGGGUGGCCGCUGCCUCCCCGGGACGGGCGGUACCACCCAGCAGGGAGGAGAGGGCCUGGAGACAGCAAAGUCGCUGCACCGCCCGGGGGGCGGGGUGCAGAGCAGACCGCCGGCUCCCGUGGGGCGGGGUGGAGUGGGCGGAGCGUGGUGAGGACGGAACCACCGGGGUGGGGUGGGGAGGUAACGGGACGGGCGCGACCAUGGCGCGGUGAGGGAGCGGGGGUGGGCAUCGGUCCCGGGGAGGCCUGGGGCCGCUGGCUUGUGUGCCGUCUCGGCCUCCCCCACUUUCGCCGCCGCCACCCCGGGCAUGUCGUCCAACUGCACCAGCACCACGGCGGUGGCGGUGGCGCCGCUGAGCGCCAGCAAGACCAAGACCAAGAAGAAGCAUUUCGUGUGCCAGAAAGUGAAGCUAUUCCGGGCCAGCGAGCCGAUCCUCAGCGUCCUGAUGUGGGGGGUGAACCACACGAUCAAUGAGUUGAGCAAUGUCCCUGUCCCUGUUAUGCUAAUGCCAGAUGACUUCAAAGCAUACAGCAAGAUCAAGGUGGACAAUCAUCUCUUCAAUAAGGAGAACCUGCCCAGCCGCUUUAAGUUUAAGGAGUACUGCCCCAUGGUGUUUCGGAAUCUUCGGGAAAGGUUUGGGAUUGACGAUCAGGAUUACCAGAACUCAGUGACGCGCAGCGCCCCCAUCAACAGCGACAGCCAGGGCCGGUGUGGCACACGCUUCCUCACCACCUACGACCGGCGCUUUGUCAUCAAGACUGUGUCGAGUGAGGAUGUGGCCGAGAUGCACAACAUCUUAAAGAAGUACCACCAGUUCAUCGUGGAGUGCCACGGCAACACCCUGUUGCCCCAGUUCCUGGGCAUGUACCGCCUGACCGUGGAUGGGGUGGAAACCUACAUGGUGGUCACCAGGAACGUGUUCAGCCAUCGGCUCACUGUGCACCGCAAGUACGACCUCAAGGGUUCCACUGUUGCCAGAGAAGCGAGCGACAAGGAGAAGGCCAAGGACUUGCCAACGUUCAAAGACAACGACUUCCUCAACGAAGGGCAGAAGUUGCACGUGGGAGAGGAGAGUAAAAAGAACUUUCUGGAAAAACUGAAACGGGAUGUAGAGUUCCUGGCCCAGCUGAAGAUCAUGGACUACAGCCUGCUGGUGGGCAUCCACGACGUGGACCGGGCCGAGCAGGAGGAGAUGGAGGUGGAGGAGCGGGCGGAGGACGAGGAGUGCGAGAACGACGGGGUGGGCGGCAGCCUGCUCUGCUCCUACGGCACCCCCCCCGACAGCCCCGGCAACCUGCUCAGCUUUCCUCGCUUCUUCGGGCCCGGGGAGUUCGACCCCUCUGUCGAUGUUUAUGCCAUGAAAAGCCAUGAAAGUUCCCCCAAGAAGGAGGUCUACUUCAUGGCCAUCAUCGACAUCCUCACGCCGUACGACACGAAGAAGAAAGCCGCACAUGCUGCCAAAACAGUGAAACAUGGGGCGGGGGCCGAGAUCUCGACUGUGAACCCUGAGCAGUACUCCAAACGCUUCAAUGAGUUCAUGUCCAACAUCCUGACGUAGUGACCUUCUACCUUCAGCCAGAGCCAGAUGAUGAGAUAUGGGGCCGGGGGUUGGAACGGGCGAGGGUGUGUCUGGGCUGGAUGGGAGGGGUAGGGGCCGAGUCGGGGCGGGGAGGGCUCCGGCCGUGAGACUGGACCUGGGACGCUGGGCGAGGCUCCAGGGGGAGGGGGACGUGCUGGGUGCGCUAGUGCUCACAGGGUGUGGCCUCACCUCCCGCUACCUUUGAUUUCCACCCCGCCCAUUUGACCCGGGUCUCCUUUUUGGUACCUUGUAGCCUUUUAAAAUACCUAGGGGCCAGAGGCGACUGCGGGCUUAUUUGGGUUUUUCUGAAAUUUCAUUGCUCCAGGUCUGUUAUUUAUAAUGAUGUAUGUCAUGCCCUCCCCACCCUCCCUACCCCGCCGCGCCCCUGUGUCAGAGGCACCCUGCAGACCCGGCCGAGGGUGCCCUCAGAGCCGAGUGCUCUGAUGCCCGAGGAGAGGAGGUCAGACACCUCAGCCCUGUUGUGUUGACUUUUUAAUUUCGUGAAGCGUUGUGCACAACUCCCUGCACCUUUCCUCUCGGGUCUCAGCGACCCCUUCCUCCAAACGCUGCCUCCUGCCGGACACUCCAGCUCAGCAUCAGUCAUCUCGGAGCAGAGUCACAGCUCAGAGGGGAGCGCGCUCACCCUCGUGGGACGGUGCGGGGUGGGGGCUGCUGCCGGGCCCUGGACAGUGGGUUCUCAGAGAACCUCGUGAUCAUCACUCAAACCCCUGCGCUCUCUUGGCCCCUGGAGUUCCGAUGUCGUCUCUUUAAGGCCUGCCUCCCACUUUGUCAAGAAGAACUAGAAAGGACUCUUGUCCUUGAAUGGCUUUGUUCCCUUGGAGAAACCCCAGAAGCUGAAGCUGAUGAGUAUCAAAUGAGGACUCGUGGCCCCCAUCCAUUUCCUUCCCUCUGACCUUCUCCCAGGUGGGCUUGGAGGUGGGCUUUCAGCUGGGGGCACACCUCCAGGCGCCUGGGGUGCUCCUUGCAGAUUCCUCUUCGGGCCACCAUGUAGGUAACCUGACGCCCUGUGCCUGUACCUGGACGUUAUGGCCAGCAGGCAGUGACGCCUCCUACCUUGGAGUACGGCACCCAAGCCUGAGGCUGUUUCUGGAUCAUUUGAGGAUGCGACUCAGGAAAUCCAAUUUGGAGGUUUGAGGUAGGAUCGGACCUGAGCCCAGCCUUGGGGCUGUGUUCCCUCGAUGCCCCUCCUAGACUUUGAGCACAUCUGCCACACACAGGCUUCGUCUGGAGUGGCUCCCUGCAGCUUCCUUCAGGAGCUCCAGCCACCUGCUGAGCCUGGCUGUCCCGGCCUCAGGAUGGGACUGAGGGUCAUUGUGCGGUGACAUCUGAGCAGUCUGCUCUGGCUGGAGAGAGGACGUCCUGGCGCGGGGGGAGGUACAUGACGGUAUCUCCUCAACCCCUCACCAGGGACUGGGGGUUUAGGAUGAUGUGAUAAAACCCCACAGAUGCAGAGAGUCUGUGGGGGCAUUUUAAAUGAACGGGUUGGUUUCCUGUGGCUCCCUCCGAGCCUGGCCAAGCUCAGCUUCUGGAGCAGGAACCAGCACAGCACCGUCCCCGUGCCUGACUCGUAGCGUUUUGGUCAGGAAGGGAAGGAGACAGUAUUUCUGGCCUCCUGGGGCUGCCGGGACCCUUCUGGAGGAGGCACGUGAAGGGGCCACAGGUAGCUCAGAACGUCAGCAGCGAGACCACGAGGUGACUCGGGGACGGACCUGAAACCGACUGGCUCAUGGAGAAAACAAAACUGACUUAGGAAGGGAUCAUGUAGGAAUAAUGUUUGGACUUGACUUCCCCACCUUGUAAUCAAGAACGAAAAUUUGGAUCUGCUCAUGGGCCCGGCAUCUCCGAAGGCUGGCAGGUGUCGCUGGCAGCGCGGCCGCCGCGGCGCCUGCGUUUGGCCUGCCGACCACGGUGCCCCCACGCGGAUGAGUAACCCGGGCGGCCCUGUCGGUCAAAGACGAGCUACCCGGCACCCAACUUCUAACUUCGUUCAUGUUGAGUUUUGUGUCUUUGUGGGUUUUUUUACACAUUGUUUACAUUCUGAGAGGUAGCACCCUGUUUCAGAUGCUCUUCCGUGUUUCUAACGGUGUUGUUGAUCCGGUCAGAAUAUUUGAGCUGAGGUUUGGUGAAUUUAGGGUUUUUUUUAAGGUCUUUGUGCUCUUUUCAAAGCCUUGGGUUUGGCCCUCUUAAUUCUUUUGGCAUUCAAAUGUUUAAAAGCUAUUUAUCUUGGUUUAUACAAGUUUUCUUUCUUUUUUUUUAUAAUGAUGAGAUAUUAUAUUUGGUUUGCAGUCUGAAUGUAGAGAAAGUGAACUGACCCCCAAGCUUUUGUCCGCCCCCGCUUUCCCCCCCGAAUCCCACCAUUCCCUUUCUGAGCAGUAGAAGGCAUCUGAAGGGAAGUCACUACCCUCAGCCUCACUCUUUGUGGCCGUGAAACUCAGCAGCCUCAUAGCACCCUAGCAUAACUCUGGGUCCCAAGAACAAAGGUGUAAGAACAGGACGUGGCUGCCUGGGUGAGGUCUGGAGGGGGUGAAGGGCAAGAUUCGCCUCCCAGCCCCUCUACUACUACCUAACCAGUCCCGGCUUCUCCCGUCCCGCCCUGUUCUGAGUCUACAGCUAAGAAUCUGGUUUCCCAGCCAAAGUGAAGGGUUGUCUGAAAACACUGAGACCACUAGAUGAAGGCCUCUGGCCCUGUUCCUGUUCGUGAACCACUGGUCUCACCCUCCCAGUCUGAGCUCCUUCCUUGAGCCCCACUGGGGGCUCAGGGCAGGGCUGGGAAGCCAGCAGCCCCAGGAGCACGGACUGAAGUGCUCCAUCUCCUUCUCUUGCUCAGGGGUUACUGGUCUGUGGCAGGUGCCACAAGUCGCCCCUGUGGCUCUUCUCAGUGGCACUCCCUCUGCUCCCACCACAGGCAGCUCUUCCUGCUCCACUCGUUUCUCCCGCCUGUGCUCUAGGUGGUACUCAGGGCCAGGACUACAGACCCCUGCCCCAGAGACCCCCCCUCGCAGCCUGCCAGGGCCUGCCCUGGGGAGGGGGACCAAAGACCCAGGACUUUUCUCAGUAGCCAGUCCCACCCCCCAACGGUCUCUUUACCAGUUCAAGUUGGGAGAGAAGAAACGUCACCUCUCCCGUGUCGGGGCUGCUCGUGUGCACGGGGCCCAAGUGUUCAGACGACGCUUGGAGCCCUGGCCUUAGGCCCGCGGAUCCGAGUCCAGGGACCUCACCUUUCUGGCCGAAAUGUGUGGAGGGGGAGUCCACUCAGCGCAGGAAUGAAAGGGAAAACUUUCGGAUAAGUGUCCCCAGAUGUACCGGCUGCCUGCAGGGGGCAGUGACAUGGCCCAGCCUCCCCCUGAGAUGUGCCCCUUAGGAGGACCGCCUCUGAAGGGCGCGGGGACCCUCUGGAGGCUGGAGGGGAGUCUUCCAGAGGAGCCCCUUCUCCGUGCUCAGAGCCAGUUCGUGAGGAGGUGGAAACUGACAACUCUGGGGACGGCCUGGUGCCACUCAGCACACCCAGCACCAGGUCAGACCACGCUAAUAAAAAAUGUGAAUUAAGUAUAGAUUCAGUUUUGGGGGGGGAGCAGGAAAAACGAUCACCCCACCAUAUGUGUGUGACUUCUCCAUCUCCCACUGCGAUUUCCAUUUUUUAAAUAGGAGUUUUCACCCUCCCUGUGCUUGUCUGAUGUCUCCUCGGAGCAGUGUGAGACCCUGUUACUGUUUUAAAAUGCAUGCGUGUUAAGAUGAAUCUCCAACCCGAGGAAAAUAAAACUCAAAAAACUUUGUG